UUUUAAUUUGACAAAACUACGACUACAUCUCUCUGUUACUUGUCAUUAUUUUUACAUAACAUGGUCGUCAUAAAUUGCAACAAUAACAACGAACUGAUUAAUUUAUUAUCAAUGAUAAACUUAUAAUCGAAAUGCACUCGGCUGGGCUUCCGCGUUCAUGUCUAGGAUUUACGAAUAUGCUUACAUUUAUAUUUGGUGUGAUAUGUUUAGCAAUAUGUGUCUGGUGUGCUAUCAACACGGAGUUCUUCAGGGAAGUGAACUACACAAUCACAAAAAGUCCCUGGGUGAAGACGAUCGCGAACUUCGUCAAUCUUAAGCUAUGGUUCACACCAAUGACUUCAGUCCUUAUACCAGUUGCGUGUCUUAUUAUUUUUACUUCAUGCUGCGGGAUUCUCGGAGCUGGCUGCAAAACUAAAUGCGCUCUGAAAUCUUACAUAUUUCUCGUAACUGCGAUCACUUUAGCUUCGUUCUGGAUAUUAUUUGUCUCGUUUAUCUACAAUAUAUACACUAAUAAACAAACUACUCGAAAUUAUAUGACAACCACUUUAAGACAUUAUGGAAAGGAAAACGACCUGAUAACAAACUUUUGGGAUUACGUUAUGGUUAACUACGAGUGUUGUGGCGUUAAUGAUUCCAGGGACUUUAUCGACACAGAUUGGCACAAGAAAAAUUUGGAUAAACUGUAUCCGGUGCAGUGUUGUAAGUUCGCAAAUAAAACAGCUCUAAUGCCUCGCUCGAAGUAUUGUACAAUUAGUCGUGAAGAUGUUGCAGAGAGUUUUGCAGAUAGAGGCUGUUUCGUUGCUUUGAGAGAGUCGAUCAAGGGAAAUAAAAGGAUAUUAACGUUUUAUGCGGUUUUAAUAUUGUUGAUAUAUUUGAUGAUUACGUCGUUCGCGUUUUGUAUCAUCCGAGGGGAACCAUUAAUUGGCCCCAUUGACCCUGAAGAUGUGAUGUUUGUGCCUAUACGACGCGAUGUUGAAAAAGCGGUUCAAUCUCAGUCGUCACUGGACAAUAUGAUGUUUGUCGACGAGCCUCCAAAAAAAGUCGUUCAAGUCGUGUCCGUUUUAAAUCCAAACCAGAGAUAUACAAUUGCACCAAACUCAUUACCGAAUUCCAUUCAUUAAAUUGAUAAAUAUCGUAUAUUUCCCUCCCUAUAUUCAUUGUCUUAUUUUAUAGGUAUACAUAUUAUAUUGAUUUUCUUAUUUCAGUUUGUCAGCCAUAUCUACUGAAGUUUUUACAGUUAAUAAACUCUUUGUACAUGCUUUGUUAUUUUUUUUUUUAUUAUUAAAGCUUCUAUUAGCUUGACGUGAAGGCUAUGAUAUGAAUCUAUCAAUGUAGAAUCUUUCAACAUAAUUUUCACCAAUAUACAGACGUAUUAUUACAUCGUUAAGAACUACUUUUUUAUUAAAACUGUGCAAACGUCUUAAAUUUGAAAAAUCGGUCCAGCUGUUAGGCGGAGUUCACAUACACAUUAGCAGGAGAAUCAUAUUAUAUGGACGGAAUUGAGAAUCUAAUUUCUACACCAAUCUCAAAUUCACUGGAACACACAAAAAAUCAUCAAAAUCGGUCCAGCCGUAUAGGAGGUAGUUCAAUAGUGAUUCUAAAGUCUAAACCAUUCUCGAAUCCACCUGAAGACACACAGAAAGUUUCAUUAAAAUCGGUCCAGCCGUUUAGGAGGAGUUCAGACACCUUUUUUAAACUUCUCAUGUUAUCUCUUCUUGUGUUCUCUGUUCAUUUGAUGC
Molecule: messenger RNA, 1739 nt
Organism: Leptidea sinapis
Lineage: Eukaryota; Metazoa; Arthropoda; Insecta; Lepidoptera; Pieridae
Product: tetraspanin-9-like
Exons: 1
Coding region: 132-1121 (329 amino acids)
Cellular component (GO): membrane
Source: RefSeq, a predicted model, not a curated record